AUGCCACUAAUUCAACUUUUACUUCAACAGUCCGUUCCAAUCCACCUCGCCGACGACGCAGGGCUCACGCCACUUCAUUAUGCAGCAAAAUUCGGGUUUGCGGAAUUGACUCUUGCUCUACUUGAGAGGGACGCUCCCAUCGAGGCAAAAAGUAAAGCCAAGGAAACACCGCUGCACGUCGCCACGAUUCCUGACGCUACAGCCGUUAUAUCGCAUCUCGUACAGUACGGAGCCAAUCUCAACGCCGUGCAACACGAUGAAGAGACACCUCUAAUGUACGCCGCCCAGCGUGAUUGUUGUUCAGCAAUAGCGCUCCUAGUCAAGCACGGAGCUUCCUUGACGAGGCAAGACAGUAGGAAGAACACUGCGCUGCACCAUGCAGCUUCAUUUGGCCAUCAUGCCUCUGCACACCUCCUCGUCCGACACGGGAUUGACAUCAGUAUUCGCAAUGAUUCCGGAGACACCGCUCUAGAUAUUGCGAUAUCUAAGGGCCACACCUGGGUGGCGGAUUUUUUGAAAAAAGAGGCCGAUGAGAGUACUUUCUAGAAGGCCUUCAAGAAGGCUUGUUCUUCGCUGGGUACUAUAUGUCCCGAUUGCCGGAGGAGCUGCUGUCAACCUUGGUACACUGAAAUCAUGUAUCUGUAUUACAUAGCUCUUCUAUAGACCAGGGCCCGUAUCGUUCGCU
Mytilinidion resinicola is the source of this 685-nucleotide messenger RNA. RefSeq names its product ankyrin. The record is from RefSeq and is a predicted model, not a curated record. Lineage: Eukaryota; Fungi; Ascomycota; Dothideomycetes; Mytilinidiales; Mytilinidiaceae. Bases 1 to 546 code for a protein of 181 amino acids. Gene Ontology annotation, molecular function: protein binding. The transcript has a single exon.